This is a messenger RNA of Mucor velutinosus, 1122 nucleotides long. RefSeq lists its product as uncharacterized. The transcript is spliced from 6 exons. Gene Ontology annotation, molecular function: glycerophospholipase activity. Lineage: Eukaryota; Fungi; Mucoromycota; Mucoromycetes; Mucorales; Mucoraceae. The record is from RefSeq and is a predicted model, not a curated record. The coding region runs from base 1 to 1122 and encodes 373 amino acids. Gene Ontology annotation, biological process: phospholipid metabolic process.
AUGCGGUUUACUCUGACAACACUCGCGGCAAUUGCUACUCUUUGCAUUGGCCAAACUUAUGCAGCCACAGCAUCAUCAAUCGAUGGUUGCCCUGCCUUGAAGCCUAGAUCAACGGCUGCUACUAGUGUUGCUGAUCUACGUCCUGAUGAUAUCAAAGUGGUUGCCGCUCUUGGUGACAGUAUCAUGGCUGGAUUUGCUGCUGAGGGUAUUCAAGGAACAAACAUUGUCAACAUCAAAAGUCUCUACGAAUAUCGUGGUAUUAGUUAUGGUGGAGGUGGAGAUCCUGGUGCUGACACUGUUCCCAACUACUUUAAGAGAUACAACCCCUCUCUCAAAGGUGCCUCUGUCAAGGAGCAUCUAGUUGAGAUUUGUUAUGGCAUUAUCUGUCCUCCCUUCCAAUACAGACCUUUAAAGGAUGUCCUGAAUGCUGCCCAAAGUGCUGCCAUGGCCGAAAAUCUGGAUAGCCAACUUGACUAUCUUAUCACAGCGAUGAAACUGACCCCAGGUGUCAAUUUUAAAGAUGAUUGGAAGUUUAUCAACUUACAGAUUGGCAGUAAUGAUCAAUGUGCUUCGUGCAUUGACGCUGUCUUCCCCCUAUUAACCCCUGAAAAGUAUGGCCAACAUGUUACUGCAGCCGUUGAGCGUAUCAGAAAGAACAUUCCUCGUGUCAUUGUCAACUUGAUUGGCACAUUCAAUGUAACUGAAGUCUAUACUGUCACUGCCGGCCAAGAUUACUGCAAGCCCUUCCAACACACUGAUUUUGUCAUCAAUCAAGUUGAAUGUCCUUGUGCUAUUGCCAAAGAAUAUCGCCCCAAGAUGAAUGAGGUCUCUGUUGGAUAUACCAAGCAAUUGGCUGCAAUUGCUCAGAAAUUCAAGGCUUUGCAAACAGAUUCAUUCGGUGUCAUCUACUCUCCUGCCAACAUCAAAGUGGAUACCUUCCCUGUUCAGGGCUUGAGCAACAUUGACUGUUUCCACCCUAGCACUCUGGGACAUUCUUAUGUUGCCAAAUCAUUAUGGAACACUUUGUUUGUUCCUUUGUCUCACAAACCAAAAACAAUGACUUGGAACUCUACGCUCGAGUUGUAUUGUCCCAAUGAAGCUGACCGUUUCCAGCUGGAUUAA